AUGUCAUUAGAAAGAGAUAACUUGGGCAUGAUGCCUGUCUCUAAUUCUGGGUCGGUUGACCCACGAUCACAGCUUUUACAAGAGAUGAGGGAACAGAACUUUGAUAUGAUUAGGUUUGCCUCUUAUCGGACUGCAUGCAAGCUGAGAUAUGUUCAGAAGAAAUGUAAUUUACAUGCAAUAGAUAUAUGGAAUGUAAUAGAAGCAUUUAGAGAAAACGCUCUUAACACACUGGAACCCAAUGCAUGUGUCAAUGUUACCAGAUUGGAGACACUAGUGUCAUCUCUAUACCACAAUUUGAAUAAACGGUUACCGCCAGCUAAUCAGGUGUCUGUGGAGGCCUGCUCUGCUUUGCUGUUGAAUUGGUUAUUAUCAGCUUAUAGCACUGGAGAAAAUGUUGGGAAGAUAAGGGUAUUUUCCAUAAAAGUUGCCUUGGCUACAAUGUGUGCUGGUAAACUGAUGGACAAACUGAGAUAUAUAUUCUCUCAACUAUCGGAUGGAAAUGGACACCUGCUUAUGAAACGUUUGUCAGACUACCUUCGAGAAGUGCUUGCAUUGCCUGCUGCUGUGUAUGAGUCUCCCUCAUUCAGCUAUAACGAUAGCCUUGCACUUUCAAUUUUCAAUCAGAACAACAAAGUAACUGUGAAUGAUUUCCUUGAUACAUUGAUGUCCGACCCUGGACCACCAUGCCUUGUUUGGUUGCCGCUUUUACAUCGUCUGGCCAGUGUUGAAAAUGUGGUACACCCGUUGGCCUGCAGCGUUUGCCGUCGGGGUUCUCUGACCGGGUUCCGGUAUCGGUGUACGCGUUGCGCUGCCUAUACUUUGUGUCAGGAGUGCUUCUGGCGUGGCCACGUCACACCACCUCACACCAACGACCAUGAAGUCAAGGAGUAUGCUACUUAUAAAUCACCUUCUAAGCAAAUUGGAGCUACAUUGCGUAAGUCGUUCCGUUGCGUACCGGAGCGUGCGCGAGCGCCGUUACCACGUUACCCUGACCAGCCAGAACGAACACUGAACCUCAGCCAUAUCGUGCCGCCGUCACCCGUGCCAGCUCAUAACGGCUUCCCCGAGUACGUAGCUGGAUACGUAAACACCGGUUCCUUAGAUAGCCGCUCUUCAAGAUCCACCCACAGAAGUAUAGCUGAUCAUCUAUCCCGCGGUGUUGAUGACGAGCAUAGACUGAUAGCAAGAUACGCGGCUAGAUUAGCGCACGAAAACAGAACUAUGCCUCGAGCAGGCAGAUCUGCAUCUCUAACGCCGGAAUUGGGACGAUCGUCCUCUGAGGGCUCGGAGGUAGACGCGGCGAGACAACAACGGGAGUUAAUAUCCCAACUAGAAGCGAAAAACAGGGAGAUAAUGAGAGAAAUUGCCAGACUAAGACGCCAACAAGAAGCGGAAGCAUGCAGUUCGACCACCAGCGGCUCCGCCCCGCCCUUGGUAUCGGAAUUACGUGCUCUAAGGCAGAGGAAGGAUGAGCUUGAGGGUCACUUGUCGUCGCUGCAGGAGUCGAGGAAGCAUCUGAUGCACCAAUUGGAAGGGCUUAUGAGGAUGUUGAAGACACAACAAUCAUCACCGCGUUCUACUCCGAAUUCAUCACCUCGCUCCACUAAGAGUCCACCUCUACCAGGGUCACAGCCUAUGCCCUCAGCCCCUCAGGAGAGAGAGUCAACUCCGCGCGGAACAGUGCGUAGUGCACCGCAAACGCCAUCUCUCGGGGAAAGGGAACGAAUCGAUAUGACCCAUAGCUUAGGUGGAAUGGAAAGUAUGGGUAAUGAAAAUAGAGGCUUUCACCAAAACCAAAGGCCCACUACAAUGGGAAUAGACAACAGAAGUUUACGAAGCGACCUUCUGUAUGCUGCUGAUUCAGUUACCAAUGCGAUGUCCACUCUAGUCAGGGAAUUGAAUUCUGAAGGGUCUGAUGCGGAAGACACGGUGAAGGGAAGCAUGGAGGCUAGGAAACAAAGAGAUUUCGAAGAGGACGACGACAGCGAUGAACCAAUGCCUCGCCCACAGUUACCUAGACACUAUAUCCAUGAUAAUAAUGUGCAGAGUUUACCACCUAGUUUGAUAUCGCAGUCAUGA
This is a messenger RNA of Leptosia nina, 2079 nucleotides long. The record is from the annotation of a GenBank genome assembly. Lineage: Eukaryota; Metazoa; Arthropoda; Insecta; Lepidoptera; Pieridae.